AUGGAAACACCACGAUCAGAUAAUACCCAUACGAACGCAACUAGCCGGACUGCUUCUUUCGGGUCUGGUCACGAGCCGCUUGACUAUGUCAACCUACCGGUCCGUGAAGUUAGCGAUGGCGCCGAUCUUCGAGAAUACACCACCGAGACAAGGGAAGGCGAGAUCAUCAAGCCCGUCAAGUCCAAUGUUACUGGCAAGCUGGAAGACUGGAAGUUGGUGACUUUCACCAUCGACGAUCCCGAGAACCCUAAGAACUGGUCGAAGCUUUACAAAUGGUAUUGCACCAUGGUGGUUGCUUUUACCUGUUUCGUGGUGGCUUUUGCUAGCAGUGUUAUCACUGCCGAUCUUGAAGGCCCUAUGGAAGACUUUGGCGUCUCGCGUGAAGUCAGCUUGGUGGUUGUCACUGUGUUUGUCGUUGGAUUCGGUGUUGGCCCCAUGGUCUUUGCUCCUAUGUCAGAAAUGUUCGGACGUCGGCCAAUAUAUGCUGCCACCCUCUUGCUUGCCGUUGUCUUCAUCAUUCCAUGUGCCGUCGCCAAGAACAUUGGAACCCUAAUUGUGUGCCGUUUGAUCGAUGGUAUCGCUUUCAGUGCACCUAUGACUUUGGUCGGUGGUACUCUCGCCGAUUUGUGGAAGAGUGAAGAGCGAGGUGUUCCGAUGGCAGCGUUCAGCGCUGCGCCCUUCAUUGGACCCGCCAUUGGCCCUCUUGCAGGUGGUUUCCUUGGUGACCACGCUGGCUGGCGGUGGCUUUACUGGCUCCAGUUGAUUCUGAGCUUCGUUGCGUGGGUUCUGAUUACCUUCACCGUCCCCGAGACAUAUGCGCCAAUCCUGUUGAAGAAGCGAGCCCAGAAGCUCCGUAAGGCCGAGAACGACGACAAGUACACGACUGAAGCUGAGCUUGACCCUCGUCCCUUGGGCGAGAAGUUGCGCAUCUUCCUCUUUCGCCCCUUCCAGCUCUUGUUCCUCGAGCCUAUCGUCUUGUUCAUCGCUCUCUACAUGUCUGUCUUGUACGGCUUGCUAUACAUGUUCUUUGUUGCAUACCCCAUCGUCUACCAAUCUGGUAAAGGGUGGAGUGCCUCUUCGACCGGUCUCAUGUUCAUUCCUCUGGCCAUCGGUGUGCUCAUGAGCGCAGCCUGUGCUCCCCUCGUCAACAAACACUACCUCAAGAUCUCUGCUCAAUGCGGUGGCAAGCCUCCUGCCGAGAAGCGUCUAAUUCCCAUGAUGUGGUCUUGCUGGUUUGUUCCCGUCGGUCUGUUCAUCUUUGCUUGGACCUCCUACAAGGAUCUGCACUGGAUGGGACCGGCAAUGGGAGGCUGGCCUGUUGGGUUCGGCUUUAUCUUCCUGUACAACUCGGCCAACAACUACCUUGUGGAUACUUAUCAGCACCAAGCAGCCUCCGCCCUCGCUGCGAAGACCUUCCUUCGUUCGAUGUGGGGUGCUUCUACUGUUCUUUUCACCGAACAAAUGUACAACCGUCUGGGCUACCAGUGGGCUAGCUCGCUUCUUGCCUUCCUCGCUUUGGCUUGCUGUCUCAUUCCCUAUGUGUUCUACUUCAAGGGAGAAGCUAUUCGCCGUUUCUCGAAAUACGCUUUCAGUGACGAUGAGGAGCAGGCCAUAAAGGCCUAG
Molecule: messenger RNA, 1623 nt
Organism: Penicillium canescens
Lineage: Eukaryota; Fungi; Ascomycota; Eurotiomycetes; Eurotiales; Aspergillaceae
Product: MFS transporter
Exons: 3
Coding region: 1-1623 (540 amino acids)
Biological process (GO): transmembrane transport
Molecular function (GO): transmembrane transporter activity
Source: RefSeq, a predicted model, not a curated record